Messenger RNA from Moneuplotes crassus, 831 nucleotides. NCBI's taxonomy places the organism in Eukaryota, Ciliophora, Spirotrichea, Euplotida, Euplotidae. The record is from the annotation of a GenBank genome assembly.
CAAAUAUGUCCACCGAAGAAGAAACCCAAAUCCUUACUCAAGAGAAGCAAAACUUGGUCACACUUUACGAACAAAUGAGAGGCAGUGUAAAGGGAGUUUAUAUGACCAACACUGGACAGGUUAAUUAUAAACUAGAGGGAGAUUUAAAUAAAGGAAGGAAAGCCUUAAAGCCGAAAAUAUGUUUGAGAUCAAGAAACUCCUUAUCCUUGUGGCCCUUGGCUUACACGAUGCCCCGAAGAUUGAUUGAAAUGAUGCAGCUAAUUGAUUUUGUGUUGUUGUAUGAUUCUAUGCUACUGUUUGUUGGUCUCACAAAGCCUCUCCCCAUGAGAUUUUUCAAACAAGUAGUUCCCAAAAUGUGUCAGAAUACAACAAGGGAGCUUUCUAUUUUCGAACUAAUUCUGACUGAAAAACAAUUCGUCAUACUCUGUAGAAAUUGCUUUAGGACAAGAGAUAUCAUCUUGAGAAGCUGUACAAUACCUGAAAUAAAACAUAAGCACAAGAUGAGGCCUUCCUCUUUACCAAAGCUUAUCUCAUUCUCGGAUUGAAAAGACUCAGGAGGUAACGACGAAUGGAAAGAAGAAGUUAUUCUUAGUUUGCUAGAAUUUUUAUUCGAACCACAAAUCUUUCCUUCUCUCAAACACCUAUGGAUAGAGGGAGGUCCAAAAACGCUAGAGUAUGCCAAAGAGUACAAGGAAUGCCGUGGUUUGUCUCCAGUCAAGUUCAGUAAUGCAGAUGAGAUGUCCUCUUACACACAUUACUCGUGCAGCUACCCAGAUAACGAAGCAUUAUUUUCAGACAGAAUCCAUGAAUCCUGGUUGAACUAAAAUCCCA